AUGUCCGCUCACCUACAAAAUUCUUACAGGCGGUCGAGCGCGUUAGGGCGCGCUCUACUGCGCCGUUCCAACAAGAAUGCAUAUCGUUCCAUGUCAACAUUCCCUCGCCGGCCAUAUACCUUUCACAUUGGCGCCAGCUGGGCAGGAAAACCUACGUCAGGAAACGAAAUGAAGAAAAUACCUUUUCCCGAAGACAGCCCCAUAGGCAUAUGGCGAGACCAAAUGCUUUCAUGCACAGUUCCUGGUGCAAUACCGAACGAGGCGACGAAAUGGGCCCCAGAUGCAGGAGAGGACUUUUUCUACGUAACAGAGGUGUUCACCCAUAGAAAUAAGCUACGUGUCGCCGACUUGUAUUCCUUCAAGGGUGUCUCCUUUGGCGUGGCCGACGGUGUUGGUGGGUGGGUAGAGAGUGGGGUCGACCCUUCGCUGUUCUCGCAAGCCUUCAUGUAUCAUGCUCACCGAUACUCACGGAAUGCCUGGGCCGGUGAGCCAGAGAUCGACCCGACCCUCGACUAUGCUGAACGCGAAGAGGUAGAAGGGUGGGAAUUAACGCCACUGGAGAGCAUGGCGCUCUCAUACCAUGGCGUACUGAGAGAAAAGCACGUACAGGCCGGCUCUAGCACGGCCUGUCUCAUCCAUAUGAAUGCAUCAUCAGGCCUCCUGCGAGCCGCAAAUCUAGGCGACAGCGGUUUCAUGAUUGUUCGGUCUUCGUCCGUAAUCUAUAAACAACGCGUUCAAACGCACUACUUCAACUGCCCAAAACAACUGACCAAAUUACCCUCCAACUCCACCCGUCGAUUCAAACGUGCCUGUGUGGACUCGCCAGGAGAGGCUGACACUUACGAAACUACCCUUCGAGACGGGGAUAUUGUUGUUGCUUAUACAGAUGGGCUCGGCGACAAUGUCUUUCCAGACGAAAUAGCAACAAUUACUUCCUUGGUAGGUCGGGCAGGUCUACCUGAAGAAGUUCAGGUUCAGGCUAUGGCAGACCGAAUGGCCAACUACGCAAGGUUGUGUAUGCUCAACAAGGGUAGGCGUAGUCCUUUCGAGAGCGAAGCCGCCAGGCAAGGCAUGUUCUUCCGGGGAGGAGUAAGUUUCAUUGGCUACUGGCAGUCCCCACUUACUCACGGAGUGUCCUAA
Molecule: messenger RNA, 1140 nt
Organism: Desarmillaria tabescens
Lineage: Eukaryota; Fungi; Basidiomycota; Agaricomycetes; Agaricales; Physalacriaceae
Product: phosphatase 2C-like domain-containing protein
Exons: 7
Coding region: 1-1140 (379 amino acids)
Biological process (GO): protein dephosphorylation
Molecular function (GO): protein serine/threonine phosphatase activity
Source: RefSeq, a predicted model, not a curated record